AUGAGUAAUACGACGCUUGUACUCAGUGUUACAGGCUACACAAUAGCUUCUUUACAUAUGGCUGGCCGUCUUUUUAACACAUCAAGAGCGAGCAAUACAUUGGCUGGCGAUUGGACCGCAGUUGCUCCUUUUAUACCCUGGAUGUCAGUUGGAGCUUACCAUCGAUCGUGCCGCUCUGGACCAACUAGCCAAGACACAUUUAUCAUUAGCGAAUAUCUCGAUGAAGAAAGAAAACCCAAGUCUGAGCAAGUUCACGGAAAAGAGCGACUUAUGUUAUGUAAUUUGGCAGUUGAUUUUGAUACGAUCGAUGAUUUUAAUUCUUUGGGAACGUGCUACUUUGGAAAAGGCAAAAACGCUUGA
Molecule: messenger RNA, 360 nt
Organism: Zychaea mexicana
Lineage: Eukaryota; Fungi; Mucoromycota; Mucoromycetes; Mucorales; Lichtheimiaceae
Exons: 4
Coding region: 1-360 (119 amino acids)
Source: RefSeq, a predicted model, not a curated record